Messenger RNA from Symbiodinium sp. CCMP2456, 1584 nucleotides. The record is from the annotation of a GenBank genome assembly. NCBI's taxonomy places the organism in Eukaryota, Dinophyceae, Suessiales, Symbiodiniaceae.
AUGGCGACCAGCGCGCCUCUGCUCGGCAAGCAGGGCAAGGCCGCCCACAGCAAGGCAUCGAUCUUCUAUGGAGCAGACGAGUAUCUUGAGGAGCUUAAGAAGAAGUACGAACACCUCCUAGAGGUGCUGUUCCUCGGGUCUCUAGGGUCGCGCGUGUUAGGCGUUGCCCAGAGCAACGACAAGAUGCUCUCCGUUCAGAAGAACGACGAGAACAGGAGCCUGAAGACCAACCGGCUCUUCCCGACCCCGAACAAGCCAGACCCGAUGCCGCAGAACUUGGCGUGGAAUGUCCUUACCGCAAUUUUCUUCACUCAAGUGCUCAUGGUGAUCGGCUACUGUGCAGCCCUGGCUACCUUCCCGGACUACUGGUGGACCUGCACGCUGUGCUUCGGCCUCCCGUUCUCGUACAUCGCCAUCCAGAACAUCUACAUUGAUCACGAUGUGAUGCAUGGCGCCACUUUCCCGGUUUACGAGUGGCAGCGCUUCUUGACACAUCCAUUCGCCGAUUUUUUUAGCCUUCCGUGGGAGGAAUUCGUGCUGGAGCACAACAGGCAUCAUGCCUCAACUGUGGACUUGCUGAUCCAGGGCGAGUUCGGCUGGGACCCUGAGGAGUUCCAUUACGCCCUCCAGCAGUGGGCCGGGCCAUGGAGCUCCAACUGGUACAAGUACCUGCUCACCGUUCCCUUCAUCCCUGUGAUCCAUUUCUUCGGUCUGAACGAUACCGGCUCUCUGUUUGCCUUGGAGUGGUGGAUGCACUUCCCCGACGAGGGUGCAGGUGGCAAGUGCAACAAGGAGUUCUGGAGCAAGUGGAUUCCACGCCGCCUCAAGCACAAUGCCUUCGUGCUCUCGCUGUGGGCGUGUGUGUGGCUUCUCGGCACCUACCCUCUGGGACGUCCUCUGAGCGAGGGCUGGCGGUUCAUGUUCACUGUGUCCGUCUUCGCUCGCAUCGGCUACUCCGCGGCCUGGAUGUUCAUCACCAACUUCACUCAUAGCUUGCCUUGGAACGAGUUCCUGGCACAGGAUCCGGGCCGCACCUGGCCUGUCCUUCAUAACGUGAUGGCCAUGGUUCUGGGAGGAAAGCACCGCUGGAACGAGAUGCUCUUCCACGAUGUGCACCAUGCCUUCCCGAACGCCGUCGGCACGCUGAGCCAGCGCGGCCGCUUUCACGGCUGGGAGAAGGCCCUUCAGCCCUUGUUGAAAGACCUUGGCAUGUCCUAUCUUUAUCUUCUACUGCACGUCGUCGCCACAGACUAUGAAGCACUUGAAGUGUGCGGUUACGUCAGCGACACUAAGCGCACCUUCCCCGCACCUCAAAUCCAGGUUCAUGAUGCAGCUGCAGAAGUCCUGCACCGCGGGCUGUGGAAGCCCAACGGUGAUGAGGACGCCCUGUCUCAGGAAGCUGCAGACUCUCCGCUCUCCCCUCGAAAAACCCAAACAGCAGAAUGCUGCCAUUGCUGGUGCUUGUUGCAGGUGCACAAGAGAGGUUGGCGGAUCGAGUCUUCGAUGUUUGUCUUUGCUGCUCAGGAGACCCAGAUGCAGAAGACGCAGAAGAAGCGCUCCAUGAUGAUGAAGCAGGGCAAAUGA